UGUUCUUGUUUUUCAGCUUAUGGGCCUGAAGAUGAAUUUAAAGUGGACAAGACUGAUGAAGAGGAACAUCUGCCGGAUGAUGGCCUUUCUCUUGAUGGUCAAGACACAGACUAUCUGCUCAAUGAUGACGAGGACGGAAGAGAUCACUAUAGCUGCCAAAACUCUCCACUCAGCAAUGGCACUAACCCAGAUGCUGGGUACGCCUCUCCACUCAGCACCACCAGCGAUCAGCUGGUGGAUCUUAAGACAACAUCCUCCUUCAGUGAUGUUCAAGAACAGGUAGAAGUGAAGCCAGGUGAGAGCACAGAGUCUAUCAAUGGCCUCUCGCUGCAGGACAGUUUGGCAAAAAUGAAAGCCGUCUAUGCAAACCUGAUCUCUGAUGCCUCCUGGUCCAGCAUUGCAUUGGAUAUGCUGAAAAGUAAACAAGGGAACAACGUUGCACCUAGCAGCAACAACAACAACAAUGGGAGCAAUCACAAAGAGAGCAAUGGGUUCCUGAACAGUCCCAGCCAGGGUAACAUCCUAUUGAAGAACAAAUGUAGCACUAGCAAUGCCUCAGCUACUACUGAUACUACCACCAGCAGUACCACCACAAGAACGGUGUCAAGCAACAACAACAGUGGCACCAGUGUAAACUCCGGCAGCACAGGAUUAGCCUAUGACUGGCACCAGGCAGCAUUGGCAAAAACCCUACAGCACACUCCAUACCAACUCCUUCCUGAACCUAGUCUUUUCAGCACCGUGCAGCUCUACAGGCAGAACAAUAAGCUCUAUGGACCUGUGUUUACAGGUGCCAGUAAGUUCAGGUGCAAGGACUGUAGUGGAGCCUAUGACACUUUGGUGGGCCUGACUGUACAUAUGAACGAGACGGGCCACUACCGUGACGACAAUAAGGAUACCGAGGAUGAUCGAGGCAAGAAGUGGUCCAAGCCACGUAAACGUUCCCUGCUGGAGAUGGAAGGCAAGGAAGACGCCCAAAAAGUUCUGAAAUGUAUGUACUGUGGCCACUCUUUUGAAUCCUUGCAAGACCUUAGUGUUCAUAUGAUCAAAACAAAACACUAUCAGAAAGUGCCUCUAAAAGAACCAAUGCCAGCCCUCAGCUCAAAGCUAGUGCCCCCAACCAAAAAAAGAGCAUUUCAAGACUUGAUGUCCCCAAGCUCCCCAGAGUCGGUCUCAUCUGGCAUACACCUGGGAGAGAUCCACAAAGACCAAAAAUUGGCCAAUCCCUAUGUCACUCCCAACAAUCGAUAUGGUUACCAAAACGGUGCCAGUUAUACUUGGCAGUUUGAGGCACGCAAGGCACAAAUUCUCAAAUGCAUGGAGUGUGGCAGUUCACACGACACCUUGCAGCAACUGACAGCCCACAUGAUGGUCACAGGACAUUUUCUUAAAGUAACCAAUUCAGCCUCUAAAAAGGGUAAGCAGUUAGUUUUUGAUCCUGUUAUUGAGGAAAAAAUUCAGUCAAUUCCUCUGCCCCCGACUACCACAAGGCUUCCAGCUCCCAAUGGGAAGUCACAGCCUGACUCCCCAUUGCAGCCGGCUAGCCCCGAGGAGAACAUAGAUGAAGAGGCAGAAGAAGAGAAUACUGAAACAAUGGAACCUGAGAAAAUGAUAAAAGAAGAGAGGGAAGACCCCCCUGAAAAAUCUGACAAACCUGGAAAGGCUAGAUCCUACCAAUAUCUGAGAGAAGAAGACUUGGAUGAUUCACCUAAAGGAGGCCUGGACAUCUUAAAGUCUUUAGAGAACACAGUUUCAAGUGCAAUCAGCAAGGCCCAGACAGGCACACCAACCUGGGGUGGAUACCCCAGCAUCCAUGCUGCCUAUCAGCUCCAUGGAUCUUUGAAGUCUACCCUGCCUUUGUGUGCACAAGUUCAGCCUUUAUUCAGCAGCAACAGUUUGAAGAUGAUGCCUACUGAUAUAGGCAAUAUUAUCCACUCACCAAAUAGCCCCUCUCCACCACCAAGUCAUAAGAACAAUGUGCUGGCCAUGGAGAAGCUAGUUGAAAAAGUGACGGGGAAAAGUCCAGUAAAGAGUGAAAAGGAGGAAAAACCCUUAGAGAAUAAGUGCAGGUCUGCAAAGUCUCCAUUGCCAAAUGCUAAGGACAAACAGGCCUCACCCAAUCCAGAAAAGCUAUCAAAGACAGUGAAAAGCACUGCAGUACAUGGCCAGACUGAGUCAAGACGCAAAGAAGGUGAGCAAAUGGAGAAUAAAAUAGACACAGAGAUAAAGAGUGAAGUUAAUUCGCCAAAAAAGCCUGUAAGCAACGGCUCCAAUAACCUGAGCAUAAUCACUGAUCACUCGCCUGAACAACCACUUGUCAACCCUCUCAGUGCUUUGCAGUCUAUCAUGAACAACCACUUGGGGAAAGCUUCAAAAGUGGCCACCCCCUUCAUAGACCCCUUUGCAAUGCUUUAUAAGAUCAACAGCAACUCUGCUCAGAUUAAGCAAGCGGAGCCUGCGAGUCAGUACCACAAUGAUGAUGAUGAUGAUCAGCCCAUGGACUUGACGAAAUCCAAAAACACCAAUGGAAGUACAGCUAAGAGUACUUCUACUUCACCAAACAACAACAGCAUUAAUAGCAAACCAGUUUUCAAGAAUUUCUCUCAGUCUUCAUCUCCGCCUCUACGAGAAAAUGCACUGAUGGAUAUUUCAGACAUGGUAAAAAAUCUGACUGGCCGUUUGACACCAAAGUCUACAACUCCAUCUUCCAUCUCUGAAAAAUCUGAAAUUGAUGGCUGUACUUUUGAUGACAGCUUGGAGGAGCUGUCUCCCAUCCAAAGACGGAAAGGCCGGCAGUCGAACUGGAAUCCCCAGCACCUCCUGAUUCUUCAGGCCCAGUUUGUCUCUAGUCUUAGAGAGACUCCUGAGGGAAAGUUUGUAAUUAGUGACUUGGGACCCCAGGAACGGGUCCACAUCUGUAAAUUCACUGGUCUCUCCAUGACUACUAUCUCACAUUGGCUGGCCAAUGUAAAAUACCAGUUAAAGCGGACAGGGGGCACAAAGUUCCUAAAAAAUAUUGACUCUGGCCAACCUCUGUUUUUGUGCAGUGACUGUGCGUCCCAGUUCAGGACUCCCUCCUCCUACAUUCACCAUUUGGAGUCCCACCUUGGGUUCACCCUAAAGGACCUCUCAAAGCUUUCCAUAGAUUUAAUAGAGCAGCAGGCUGUCAGCAGAAUAGAGGACAAUACUUUGAGUCCAUCUGGACUUACAGAGGAAGACACUGGCUCAGUAUAUCAGUGCAAACUGUGCAAUCGGACCUUUGUGAGCAAACAUGCAAUCAAAUUGCACCUUUGCAAAACACAUGGAAAGUCACCAGAGGACCAUCUCAUCUUUGUGAAAGAGUUGGAAAAAACUGAUAAACAGUGA
Molecule: messenger RNA, 3366 nt
Organism: Scomber scombrus (Atlantic mackerel)
Lineage: Eukaryota; Metazoa; Chordata; Actinopteri; Scombriformes; Scombridae
Product: teashirt homolog 1-like
Exons: 1
Biological process (GO): regulation of transcription by RNA polymerase II
Cellular component (GO): nucleus
Molecular function (GO): DNA-binding transcription factor activity, RNA polymerase II-specific; DNA binding
Source: RefSeq, a predicted model, not a curated record